Messenger RNA from Penicillium digitatum Pd1, 1113 nucleotides. The record is from RefSeq and is a predicted model, not a curated record. NCBI's taxonomy places the organism in Eukaryota, Fungi, Ascomycota, Eurotiomycetes, Eurotiales, Aspergillaceae.
AUGGGCAAUAAGAGUUCAAGCGCCUCCGACGAGGGGUUCGAUGAGACGAAAGAUCUCGAAGCAGCCAACCCCACAACCCUAAAUGAGCACUUUUCCUGUGCCGACGCCAAUGCCAAUCGAGACCCAGUUCUCAUCACAUGGAGUGGACCGGAUGAUCUAGAGAACCCUAAGAACUGGCAAAAUGCCCCCGCUAGGCAAGAUCUUGAUAAGGCCCUGGGGAUGCACUCCGAUAUUGAGAGAUACCUGUCCAUGGCCAUCGUUAUCCUCACCUACUCCAUUGGCCCCAUUUUCUUUGGCCCAAGUUCGGAGCUCUACGGCCGGUACUCGACUUGGCGCUGGGUCUUCUGGGCAACCUCUGCCGCUGCCGUUGGGGUCCAGGUUGCCGGUCUCAUCUGGCUGCGUGAGUGUCACUUGAGUACGAUCCUUCGCAAGCGACGCGAUGCUCUCGUGCAGAAGACGGGCAACCACAAUCGGCAUACCGACCAGAAGGUAGAGAAGCUUGUCUACAAACUUCUACCUGCCUUUGAGCGACCGGUGAUUUUGUUUACGACCCAGCCUAUCGUCUUCUGCAUGGCCAUCUACAUGGCCUACCUCUUUGGCGUAACCAGUGGCGGACUGAACUGCCUAUUCAUUGCGACUGGGUCAUUCGCCGGCCUCCUCUUCAACCUGAAGAUGGUCGACCGAAUCUAUAGGACCCCCAAGGUGCGGAACAACAACGUUGGAAAGCCCGAGUACCGCAUACCAUCGCUAGCCUUGGGCUCUGUCGUAAGCACUAUUGGUCUAUUCUGGUACGGAUGGAGCAUCGGGCAUACCCAUUGGAUCAUGUCAAACAUCGGGGCGCUAAUCUUCACCACAGGCACAAUCUCCUGUCUGCAGGGCAUGCAGACAUAUAUUGUCGACAGCUACGAAACCUACGCGGCUUGUGCCAUCCUGCGCAGUCAGUGUAGCUUCGGGUUUCCGCUCUUCGCUCCGUCAAUGUAUUCAUCUCUCGGCUAUGGCUGGUGUAAGAGCGUGCAGGCCUUCAUCGCCAUGGCUAUUGGAUGGUCGGCGCCUUUUGCGUUCUAUUUCUUUUGGCAUAAGCUCCGUACUGCUUCCAGGCACGCUGCUGAUUAA